Messenger RNA from Pyrus x bretschneideri (Chinese white pear), 1478 nucleotides. RefSeq names its product probable BOI-related E3 ubiquitin-protein ligase 3. Gene Ontology annotation, molecular function: ubiquitin-protein transferase activity. Bases 418 to 1272 code for a protein of 284 amino acids. The transcript is spliced from 2 exons. NCBI's taxonomy places the organism in Eukaryota, Viridiplantae, Streptophyta, Magnoliopsida, Rosales, Rosaceae. The record is from RefSeq and is a predicted model, not a curated record.
AUACAAAUACAAAACCACCACCGUAAAAAUUUAUAAAUAAAUAAAAAAGAGGAAAAAUAAAGCUUUAAAAAGACACAGCAAACUAGGCAUCCUAGGCCACAUCUCCUCCUCCUUUUCCUUUUCCAAGUUUCCUGUUACUUUGAUUCAAUUCAAUCCCAUUUUUCUAUACUCCAUAUUCAUUUAUUUACUAUUUUAUGUUUGGUCUCUUCAUAUCUAUGCUCCCCACUUCUUCCCCCACCAACUUUCUGAUCAUAUACCCAAGUGAAAGAAAACAGAGAGAAAAACUAGUUUUUGGGUGCGAGAACAGGUUGAGGAGAAGGCCUGAGGGAUUUGGAGAAAAGGCUUGGAUUCAAAAUUUGAUCUUUUGGGUUGGUUGGUUUCAAGUUUUGAUCGUUUGUUCGUUUGGUUGAUUGAGAAAUGGCCAUCGAAGCUCAGAUGUAUCCGGAGAAUCUUGGGUUUCCAUUGUUAGGCUCACAGGAUUGGAUGGUGGAAAAUUGUGGUGGCGGUGUCGGUGGGUUCAGUCAGUUUAGUUUAAAUGCUCAACAGAAACACCAACUGCAACAACAAUUUCAGCAGCAACAACAGCUUCUACAAAACCAGCAGCAGAUAAUGGAUCAAAAUCUCUGCUUUGAAAACAGUUUUCUUGUCCCCACUUUGGAAAACAACAGCAGCAACAUUAUGGCCUCCUCCUUUUCUCAAACAUUGGAAGCUCAGGCUGCCAAGCAGAGGCAAGAGAUUGAUCAGUACAUCAAAUUACAGAAUGAAAGAUUGAGACUGGUGCUGCAAGAGCAGAGAAAGCAGCAAUUCGCAAUGCUGCUGAAGAAAAUAGACUCCAAAACACAAGGACUUUUAAAGCAGAAAGACGAAGGAAUCACACAAGCAAACAGAAGACGAAUGGAGCUCGAAGAUUUUCUCAGAAAAUUGGAGGCAGAAAACCAGGCAUGGAAAAGAGUGGCACAGGAAAACGAAGCCAUGGUCGUGUCAUUAAACAACACACUGGAACAGUUCAGGGAGAGGGCCACGUGUUGCCCCUUGAAUGGUGCAGAGGAUGCAGGGUCCUGCUGUGACAACUACGGAGAAGAAGGAGAGAGUGAUGAUGGAGUAGGAGGUGAAAAGAUGAAGGUUUGCAGAAGAUGUAAUUUUAGGAGUUCGUGUGUGCUGUUUCUUCCCUGCAGGCACCUCUGUUCAUGCAAAGAUUGUGAGGCCGUUCUGGAUUAUUGCCCGGUUUGUAGAACGCCAAAGAAGGCCAGCAUUGAGGCUUUGAUUUUCUAGGCUGAUUUUCCGGGAAAAAGUAGAUAGGAAAAACGGAAAAAUAAAUAAAUAAAGAAAAUGACUUGGGAAAUGCUUUGGUUUUGGCAGCAUGAUGUUAUGAUGAUGGUAAUGUGAAUAGAAUCAAUUUCGAUGCAAUUUUUCUUUUUUUUUUUAUUUGGUGUUUAUUUAACUAAUUAAUUAAUUUUAUAUUUCCUUUUUGGGGUCUC